Messenger RNA from Rhodofomes roseus, 990 nucleotides. RefSeq lists its product as uncharacterized. NCBI's taxonomy places the organism in Eukaryota, Fungi, Basidiomycota, Agaricomycetes, Polyporales, Fomitopsidaceae. The record is from RefSeq and is a predicted model, not a curated record. Bases 1 to 990 code for a protein of 329 amino acids. The transcript has 2 exons.
AUGAGUCCGCUGGUUGGUCCAACUCGUCGAGUGAUCCUUCAUGUCCGUGACACCAUACGCACCGCCUUGAAUUCAUUUGGCACCUUCCGGGAGUACCCCUAUCGACCAUCGUUCGACCCCGAUGCAUCCGUUCCCACCGAAGACUUGGCCGACUUUGAUUGCCUAGCGGGCGACCCGUCCUCCUGUCCUCCAGCCGAGUCGGAGAACGCACCUCCAUGGCCUUUCACCAAUAUGACAACCUGGCGUUUCAUGCGCUGGAUGUAUACCGGCAGCUCGACCAAGUCGGAAGGAGAGGCGACCCGUCUUGUUGGAGAUGUCUUCCAGGCAGUGGACUUUGACCCGCACGACCUUGCUGCGAUCAACAUUCAACGCGAGAAGCAGCGCCUAGACAAGGCUGGCUCCUACCCGCCACCGCACGACGAGGCAGCCAUGUCAGAGUCAUCGCCGCCAAUGCCCAGGCCAGCAGAUGAGCCAGCUACGCACGGAGGGGAUGGAUGGAGGGAGGCCAGUGUCGAGAUUGAGAUCCCGACAGGAUCAAAGGAUGGACCAGCCCCUCGGACGCAGCGCUUUGUUGUACCUGGGUUGCGGCACCGGUCACUCAUCGAGAUAGUCAAAUCCGCCUUCGUUGAGCCCAUUGCGCGGCGGUUCCAUCUCUUCCCCUUCCGUCAUUUCUGGAAGUCAUCGCUCACCGGCAAGGUUGAACGCCUCUACGACGAGCUGUACACCAGUGACGCAUGGAUCAAGGCGCACGAUGACCUCCAGAAAGUCCAACGAAGCGACGGGUGUAAGCUUGAGCGCGUCAUAGCCGGCAUGAUGCUCUGGUCCGAUGCAACUCACCUCGCUCAAUUUGGAGAGGCCAAGGCGUGGCCCGUGUAUGUGUUCUUCGGAAACCUCUCCAAGUACGUUCGCUGGCGCACAAGUCCACUCUCCUGUCACCACGUUGCAUACAUCAUCAGGAAAAACGUUUCUUACUUCAGAGGUCUUAAAUAA